GGAAGUGAGCCAGAACCAUCAUUACCUAUACUACUUGGGGUGUUCCAGUUUCAACACUUAAAGACCGUCUUCUCGGAAAUGUCAGCCUCGACAGUCAAGUCGGGACCGAUGCCGUUAUUUACAGCAACACAGGAAUCAUUUUGGCCAGUCACAUUCGGGUUAUGGGGAAGAUUGGCUAUGGUUACACUCGUCAGGAGACAAUCAACCUUGCGAGUGACUAUGCUGUCCACUUGGGAUAUCGGGAUCGUUCUCAUCCAUUGAGCUUACGGUGGUUGUACAGCUUCAUUGAUAGAUGGCCAGAACUUAAAGUCCAGAAACCACGCAAACUUGAGGCUGCAAGGGCGAGAUCGGCGACCAAGGAGAACAUUGCGAGGUAUUUUGAAGAGCUGUCACAGGUCAUAAAGAAACACAGCUUUGAUAAUUCUCCUCAUGCUAUCUUCAACAUCGACGAGAAAGGCCUCUCUACCGACGUUACACCCCCCAAGAUUGUUGCCGGUGUUAAUUGCAAGGCACAGACCGUGACAUCGGGAAAGUCUAAAACAGUCACGAUGAUUGCAGCUGUCAGUGCAGUUGGCGGGAAUGUUCCUCCUUAUUUUGUAUUUCCUGGUCAACGGAUGAGAGAAGAACUGCUGUCUGAAGCAACACCUGGAGCCUCUGGCACUGUGUCUAAGACAGGAUGGUCGAAUACGGACGUAUUCAGCACCUACAUGAAGGAUCACUUGGCGAAAUACCUGCCAGCUCGUGAAGCAGAUUCACCCGUUCUUAUAUUAUAUGACGGCCACAAGAGUCACGUGUCACUUGGUUUAAUUGAAUGGGCGAGGCAAAAUCACAUCAUAUUGUUUGUUCUUCCACCUCAUACCAGUCACCUUUUACAACCGCUUGAUAUCGGGUGUUACGGUCCUUUUCAGACCACCUGGAUUAGAGCCUGUCAUUCAUUUCUUAGAGAAAAUUCCGGGAGAGCCAUCAGUAAACAUGACAUGCGGGAUAGCAUGUAAAGUGUUUAAUUCCACUUUGACGCCUAUUAACAUUGUAUCUUCCUUCAGAAAAUCUGGAAUCCACCCGUUCAACUCUGAUGUUGUUGAUGACUUGCUUGUCAUGCCUGCCCGGUCUUUUACCAGGCCCCCGCCGUCUGAUUUGGAAGUAAAUGCAGUUGUUGCCAAUACUGAUUGUGCUGCAUGAGAUUUUCUGGAAUAUCGGGGUGGCGAAGUCUUGAAGAAUGUGAAAACGUUUAAACCAAGAAAUACACUGAGUAAAAUCGUCGGUGGGAAGGCAAUAACUGACCAGACAAUACUUGACAAAAUUACAGCGCAUCGGGAUAAACAGAAUAAAGUCGGCAAACAGAAUCCGCGUAAGAGGAAACGGGACAGUCAACGUGAUCCAUGCACUGACCAGCCCACAACAUCAGGCGUGGAUAUAUCUAUGGGAAAAGGCAAUUCUUCCAAUAACAACAAAGCCAAGGGGAAGAGAUCUAGUCGCGAUGGUACUGCUGCCAAAGCUACGGGCACACCUGUAGUCCCACCUAGUUUCACAGACAGUGAAACAGAUGAUGACGAUGUCUGUUGUGUUUGCGGGAAAUUCACUCCUGAUGCCUUACGGUACACUGACACAAUCACAUUUGUGAAGUGGGCAGAGUGCAGAAAAUGUGGACAUUGGGUGCAUCUAGUAUUUUGCACGAAGUUACAAUUUGUCCGCACUCAUACACAAUUUCUUUGUGCCCACUGUGAGCCAAAGGUUGAAGAGUAAAAUUCAUAGAUGUUUUCAAAUGUUCCAGUUGGAGUGACUCAUUUAAUAUUUCUUAAUUGAUGUUGGAACUACGUUGAGUUCCAUUGUAUUUUCACCAAAAACAUUCACGUGUUGUGUAUAAAACAUAAUUUUGGUUUUCAUCAACGGUGCACCAUACAUUCUUCGUGUGAAAUGUCAUCGCCGAAAACAGGUGACGUAGGACGCAUCUCCCAAAUAUGGGCCACUGCAGUAAUGGCAGCAGGCGACAGCUAAAUUUGAAGAGUGUCGUCAUUAAAAUGUGAGUGAAUAUCCUUUGACAGAUGAUUGUUGCAAAAUGAAUUGAUUUUAUUUGAACGUGUAUAAUUUUACCGCGCACUUUUCGUACAUCGCCGAAAACAGGUGAAACCGGGAUAUAUAAGUAGGUGCAGUUUGACUACCAACCAGAAACGGAAAAACGGUCCCAUUGUCAUAAUCAACUUAAAAAAACCCGCUAAAUUCCCUGAAGCCCCAAAACACAUAUCCU
Haliotis rufescens (red abalone) is the source of this 2245-nucleotide messenger RNA. Its product is annotated as MFS-type transporter clz9-like. The transcript has a single exon. Gene Ontology annotation, molecular function: DNA binding. NCBI's taxonomy places the organism in Eukaryota, Metazoa, Mollusca, Gastropoda, Lepetellida, Haliotidae. The coding region runs from base 162 to 995 and encodes 277 amino acids. The record is from RefSeq and is a predicted model, not a curated record. Gene Ontology annotation, cellular component: nucleus.